AGGCUAUGGCCCUUUCAGCUGGAUGCUGAGGGGAGGAAGAUGAGAACAUAAGGUUAACUCUAGUCAAUCAGACACCAGUGUCCUGAAAUGCCUCCAUGAAUAAUUGAUUGUUCUCUUUGGGAUUCACGUUGUCAUGGAAACUGAAAGAGGAACCAGGAUAUCUAGGUAUGAAGUGAAGUUUCUUUGGGUCUCUCUCUCCCUUCAGCAGCUAAGAGCUGAAGCUACCUUUGGCAGGUGCUUGUAAGAUCUUACAUUGAUUCUGAGAUGAAUUAUCUGGCACUGAGCCUUCUGCUGUUCCUGCAGUUAUUUUCUUUGAUCGAUGGCCAGAACAGCCUCCAGCGCAUCAUCGGGGGUUACAUAGUGGCACCACAUUCCUCCAAGUACCUGGUGUCCCUGAAGAGGAAGACAGGCUUCCAUUUCUGUGGUGGGUCGCUGGUCAGCCGAAGCUGGGUCCUGACGGCUGCUCACUGCAAAACUGAAAUUAACCAGAUGAUGAUUGUAGCUGGGGAAUAUUCUCUCUCCACUUUUGAAGGCACAGAGCAGAUCUUCCGGCCCUCUCGGAUGGUGGUUCAUCCGGACUACAGCUCCACUUCCAAAAAUGCGGACAUCAUGCUGAUUAAGCAAGGAGCGGUCGUGAGGGAGGGCCGCUUCUGCCAAGUCUCUGGCUGGGGUUACACCACUCCCAUGGGCGGGAUGACUUCAGACACCCUUCGCAGCCUGCGCCUGCCUAUCAUCUCUUCUGGGAAGUGUAACAGCACGGCCUCCUAUGCGGGACACAUCACCAAGAACAUGAUCUGUGCCGGGUUCAACACAGGGGGCAAAGAUGCCUGCCAGGGGGACUCUGGCGGGCCACUGGUGUGCGAGGGCCGAGUGUUCGGGAUUGUGUCCUGGGGAAACAGCUGCGCUCGUCCCAGGUACCCAGGUGUUUACACCGCAGUAGCCAACUUUCAGAAAUGGAUUUACAAAACCAUCUUUAGGCGCGAAUAGUGGCGGCUCCAUGUCCUCUCAACGUGCACCUUCCACUGCCCAUUCCCAGCUUUGAGCAAAUAAACUUGUGAUG
This is a messenger RNA of Chelonia mydas (Green sea turtle), 1060 nucleotides long. Its product is annotated as trypsin-3. Gene Ontology annotation, molecular function: serine-type endopeptidase activity. Bases 265 to 987 code for a protein of 240 amino acids. NCBI's taxonomy places the organism in Eukaryota, Metazoa, Chordata, Testudines, Cheloniidae. Gene Ontology annotation, biological process: proteolysis. The record is from RefSeq and is a predicted model, not a curated record. The transcript has 5 exons.